Molecule: messenger RNA, 1730 nt
Organism: Sander lucioperca (pikeperch)
Lineage: Eukaryota; Metazoa; Chordata; Actinopteri; Perciformes; Percidae
Product: protein transport protein Sec23A
Biological process (GO): COPII-coated vesicle budding; endoplasmic reticulum to Golgi vesicle-mediated transport; intracellular protein transport
Cellular component (GO): endoplasmic reticulum exit site; COPII vesicle coat
Molecular function (GO): GTPase activator activity
Source: RefSeq, a predicted model, not a curated record
AUGCUGCUCUCUGCUGUGGAGCGGCUCGUGUCCGCCAUGUUGGAGGAGUUUAAACUAACGGCGGGAACUGAAAUCUGCCGAAAACUCAAAGAAGAAGAAGAGACUGAGCUACCUGGUGAUGGCCGACUCUUCACCCGUCGCUGUUUAAACAAACGUCCAGCGAGUUUCGCCAAAGACGCCCAGGAUCCUUCAAGAUGGCCUUCGCCGCCACUCUGGAUGUCACGUAUACCUUUAAUAACAACGACUUGUCUUUUGUUUCAGACAUCCAGAGAGAUCAAAGUAUCUGGAGCCAUCGGACCGUGUGUGUCUCUGAACGCUAAAGGACCCUGUGUCUCAGAGAACGAGAUAGGAACAGGAGGAACGUGUCAGUGGAAGAUCUGUGGUCUGGAUCCGAGCACCACGCUGGCUCUGUACUUUGAAGUGGUCAACCAGCACAACGCUCCGAUCCCUCAGGGCGGCCGCGGAGCAAUCCAGUUUGUUACUCAGUACCAACACGCAUCAGGACAGAGACGCAUCAGAGUCACUACCACAGCCAGGAACUGCGACGCUCAGACUCAGAUCCAGAGCAUCGCGGCGUCCUUUGAUCAGGAGGCGGCGGCCAUCUUGAUGGCGAGGUUGGCGGUGUUCCGGGCGGAGACGGAGGAGGGGCCCGAUGUCCUCCGCUGGCUGGACAGACAGCUCAUCAGACUGUGUCAGAAGUUUGGAGAUUACCACAAAGACGAUCCAAACUCCUUCAGGUUCUCUGAGACCUUCUCGCUCUACCCUCAGUUCAUGUUCCACCUGCGGCGCUCUCCGUUCCUGCAGGUGUUCAACAACAGUCCAGACGAGAGUUCAUAUUACAGACAUCAGUUCAACAGACACGACCUGACACAGGCACUCAUCAUGAUCCAACCGGUGCUCUACGCUUACUCCUUCAACGGACCGCCAGAGCCGGUACUGUUGGACAGCAGCAGCAUCCUGCCAGACAGAAUCCUGUUGAUGGACACUUUCUUCCAGAUCCUCAUCUACCACGGAGAGACUGUAGCCCAGUGGAGGAAGGCGGGUUAUCAGGAGAUGACCGAGUACGAGAACUUCAGACACCUCCUUCAGGCUCCGGUGGACGACGCUCAGGAGCUGCUGCAGACUCGCUUCCCAAUGCCCCGAUACAUCGACACGGAGCACGGAGGCAGCCAGGCUCGUUUCCUGCUCUCCAAAGUGAACCCGUCUCAGACUCACAACAACAUGUACACCUGGGGACAGGAGUCUGGCGCUCCGAUCCUGACGGACGACGUCAGCCUGCAGGUGUUCAUGGAUCACCUGAAGAAACUGGCGGUCUCCAGCGCCGCCUGACCCCGCCCACGCCAUCUGACCCCGCCCACGCCACCUCCUCUUUCUGUCUGUUGCUUUGCAUUCGCUGCCUGAGUUCCCAUGACAACCAGUCGACCAACUAAUCAACAAGCACAGCCAAUCAUGAUGCAGGUUAGACAUCGGAAGCUGCUGCGUCACAUUUCUACGUCUAAAAUACAUAAUAUAUUAUUAUAUAUAUAUAUAUAUAUAUAUAUAUAUAUAUAUAUAUAUAUAUAUAUAUAUAUAUAUAUACACACUAUAUUAUAUAUUAUCCCUAAUUAUAAUAAUAAUAAUAAUAAUGUUUAAAUGAAACAAUCGGAGUCACAGUUUGAAGUGACUCAACAACAUCUUUCAUAUUCUUUAAGAUUUAGACAUUAAAAUCUGUUUAUUGUCGUUACACGUCA